Molecule: messenger RNA, 681 nt
Organism: Angiostrongylus costaricensis
Lineage: Eukaryota; Metazoa; Nematoda; Chromadorea; Rhabditida; Metastrongylidae
Source: the annotation of a GenBank genome assembly
ACCGGGUUCUACAGGAUGAAACUUGAAGGUUUAGGACAUGGUGUUGGGUCGUCAACGAUGCCUUCCGGUAGUAUUCCACCAUAUGUGCGCUCCAGAGCUCAAAUGGGAGCUGCAGGUCGACUGUUAGAAAGUCGUGGGUUCGGUUGGCUUCUGGAAGUUGAUGACAACUGCGACACGCAGACGCCGUUACUAGAGGAGUUGGAUAUUGAUCUUACUGAUAUCUACUAUAAAAUACGUUGUAUAUUAUUACCAUUGCCGUACUUUCGUAUGAAGCUCAACAUCGUGAGAGAAUCGCCUGACUUCUGGGGGCCAUUGCUGGUUGUACUGGCCUAUGCAUUGCUAUCAAUAUAUGGCCAGUUUAGUGUCGUCUCGUGGAUUCUGACAAUGUGGUUUUGCGGCGGUUUCAUUGUCUACUUUAUAGCUCGAGCUCUUGGUGGAGAUGUUGGAUAUUCUCAGGUUCUCGGAGUUAUUGGUUACUGCCUUAUUCCUUUAGUCGUUACUGGAUUACUUAUGAGUGUUGUUAUUAUCUCGUUACCGCUUGGUAUCUUUGGUGUCAUUUGGAGUGUUUACAGUGCCGGUACUUUGUUGUGCGUGGACGAGUUGCAAUCGAAAAAACCUCUGCUUCUCUAUCCUGUUUUCUUAUUAUAUGUGUACUUUUUUUCCUUAUAUUCCGGUGUUUAG